GGCCCAGAAGACCAGCCAUUUUUGUCAUUAUUUAAAAUCUUACAUAUGUAUGAGAGGAUGCUGAUAAAAUGCAUUGCAGACGCAGUUUUUUCUGAAAAUGGGCUUGAUGCUGAGAUCUGCAGUAAAAUAAAGGAUUCAUUGCUCUUUGUACAGGAACUUGUGAAUUCUUGCCCACACACAAUCUUUAGUCAAGAGGCUCUUAACUCCUUAAUGUCAGUGAUAUAUGAAGAAAAUGGGCAAUUCUCAGAAAAUAUCCUGUUGAUAUUUAAGAGUGCUGCAAAAUUUAGACCCAUUGGUGAGGUCUUCCACCAGCUAUUUGAAGAAAAGCUUUUAUAUCAUUGGCGGAGGUUUGUUCUGAAGGGAGACUUGCGACAGGCCAAAUUAGCUCUGCAGUGCAUAUUGAAACAUGCUGGAGCUGCUGUGGAUAAUGUUCCUAAAUUAGUGCUUGGAGCAACUGUUAUUGGAGCAAAAGAAGAUAACUUCUACUCCUAA
This is a messenger RNA of Schistocerca cancellata (South American locust), 492 nucleotides long. RefSeq lists its product as uncharacterized. The transcript has 5 exons. Lineage: Eukaryota; Metazoa; Arthropoda; Insecta; Orthoptera; Acrididae. The record is from RefSeq and is a predicted model, not a curated record. Bases 46 to 492 code for a protein of 148 amino acids.